ACAUGGCCGCCGUGCAGCUGCUGCGGGUGUCGGUACAUGAGCGAAUCAGCGCUGCCGCUGAAGACGUCCUGCUGCAGGUGGAGAAAGGAGAAGGAAAGGCUCAAGUCCCGGAGCUGAGAGCGAUGCUAACCGAGCGGCUAAUGGCGACUGGGGAGGAGAUCCUCGCGGUCUUUGAGGAAACCGUGGCAGAGUACGAGGACAGACACGAGGACCGAGUGGAGCAGUCCCAGCUGGAGAUCUGCCGCCAGAGGAGGCUGCUCGAUGCCGCGAUGCAGCCCGUAGUCCGGCUGCACAGAGCAGGGUGUCCUGCAGACGUCCAGCAACUGAUGGUGAUUAAAGAAGAGGUUCCUCCUGAGCAGCAGCAGUGGAGCCCCCUUGUGGACCAGGAGGACCCAGAGCCCCCCCAUAUUAAAGAGGAACAGGAGGAACCGUGGACCAAUCAGGAUGGACAGCAGCUUCAAGGACUGGAGGAGGCUGAUAUCAAGUUCACAUUGACUCCUGUCGCUGUGAAGAGUGAAGAAUGUGAAGAGAAACUUAAAUCGUCAAACCUUCAUCUGAGGGAGACGAAGGAGAACAGAGGGAACCUAAGGGGCAAUCUAAAGAAAGGUAACUCAUUGAGUUGCUCUGAUUGUGGUAAAAGAUUUAACCAAAAGAGAAAUCUAAAUACACAUAUGAGGCGUCAUACAGGAGAGAAGCCGUUUAGUUGUUCUGAGUGUGGUGAAAGAUUUUACCAAAAGGGCAAUCUGAAAUCACAUAUGAGGCGUCAUACAGGAGAGAAGCCAAUUAGUUGCUCUGAAUGUGGUAAAAGAUUUGACCACAGGGGCAAUCUAAAUUAUCACAUGAGGCGUCAUACAGGAGAGAAGCCAUUUAGUUGCCCUGAGUGUGGUAAAAGAUUUACCGGAAAGGGCAAUCUAAAUAAACAUAUGAGGCUUCAUACAGGAGAGAAGCCAUUUAGUUGCUCUGAGUGUGGUAGCAGAUUUACCGAAAGGGACACUCUAAAUAAUCAUAUGAGGCUUCAUACAGGAGAGAAGCCAUUUAGUUGCUCUGAGUGUGGUAAAGGAUUUAACCAAAGGAGCAAUCUAAAUACACAUAUGAGGAGUCAUACAGGAGAGAAGCCGUUUAGUUGCUCUGAGUGUGGUAAAAGAUUUACUGCAAGGGGCAGUCUAAAAAAACACAUGAGGAGUCAUUAGGCUUGAAAAAUUCAGGGAAUAUUCAAAGUUGGAAACUUUCCAUGGGAGUUAAUGGGUAUAAACUGGAAAUUGUGGGUAAUUUACACUUACUGUAUUUACCUUGUCAUACACAGACAUAAAUAUAAACAUUUUGUUUUGUCAUAAGCUGAUUUGAGCCCUGAGGAAACUUUGGGCACUUGACUAUAUGCUUCUGCAUCUUUGUGGCAUUCUUAACAUAGGUCUUUGCUCAGUAUUUGCAAAGGUACACAGUCUUUCCUUCUACAUUGGCUAGGGUGAAAUGUCUCCACAUAUGAGAAGGUGCACGUGGCAUUGUUCUGUAGAAAAAGAUGAUAAAAAAGCUUGUACAAAACACUAAUGCAAUGCCAGAGAUAUAAAUAGUUAGCUAAAGAAUUAUCUGUGCAUGUGAUGGAGAUAUGCACAGUGCACGGUUCAAAUUCAACAUGCAGCGUGUGCUGCAUUCCAUACAUCUUUAAAAUAGAGUUUACAAUGACGUUUCUAUUGGUCAGCGUUUAAUUUGCGGUAACUUCUUUUUUUUUAAAUUCUCAAAAUUCCCGAGCCAUGGAAGGUUUCCGGAAAGUUUCCACCCCUUUGCAACCCUAGGAGUCAUACAGGAGAGAAAUCGUUUAGUUGCUCUGACUGGUAAAAGAUUUAAGAUUCAGUCCUAUUGUAUGAGACGUAAGGAUUCAUAAAGUAGAGAAAUGAUUCAGUUGCAACCUUUUGUAACAAAAGAUUUUUUAGAAUUUAUCUGCAGAUAUUCAUAUUAUACAUAUUCAUAGUUCACUGUUUUAAAAAGACUAUUACCAGUUUGUAAGUCCCUAGAAAAUAUAACUAAUUUAAUGACACGAAAGAUUUGUGUUUAUAUAUCUUGUUUCUACUGAUCUCUACAUAACUUAUCUAUUUUUCAUAAUGUCCUUCAUGUCAUUUUUAGGUUAAAGUGUGUUCCUUGCA
Messenger RNA from Limanda limanda (common dab), 2138 nucleotides. RefSeq names its product gastrula zinc finger protein XlCGF57.1-like. The record is from RefSeq and is a predicted model, not a curated record. Gene Ontology annotation, molecular function: RNA polymerase II transcription regulatory region sequence-specific DNA binding; DNA-binding transcription factor activity, RNA polymerase II-specific. Lineage: Eukaryota; Metazoa; Chordata; Actinopteri; Pleuronectiformes; Pleuronectidae. Gene Ontology annotation, cellular component: nucleus. Gene Ontology annotation, biological process: regulation of transcription by RNA polymerase II. The coding region runs from base 3 to 1190 and encodes 395 amino acids. The transcript has 2 exons.